Messenger RNA from Morchella sextelata, 975 nucleotides. RefSeq lists its product as uncharacterized. The record is from RefSeq and is a predicted model, not a curated record. The transcript is spliced from 3 exons. Bases 1 to 975 code for a protein of 324 amino acids. Gene Ontology annotation, biological process: apoptotic DNA fragmentation. Gene Ontology annotation, cellular component: mitochondrial inner membrane; nucleus. Gene Ontology annotation, molecular function: single-stranded DNA endonuclease activity; nucleic acid binding; metal ion binding. NCBI's taxonomy places the organism in Eukaryota, Fungi, Ascomycota, Pezizomycetes, Pezizales, Morchellaceae.
AUGUCCAAAAUCACGCUCGGAAUCAUUGCCGCCGCCUCGGCCGCCACCGGCGCUGCCGCCACGGCCCUCUACCUCUCGGGGACGAAGCCUAAGGCAGCAGCAGCAGUGCCCGCAGCAGUGCCCGCCGGUAUUGCGUCGAAGCACCCGGUGCGGCGGAAGCCUGAGGAGGGCGGCCCGAGCCUUGUGGACCCGACCGGGCUGUUCCAGUAUGGCUUCCCCGGCCCCGUCGCAGACCUAGCCACACGGAAGCUCUACGUCUCCUCCUACGACCGCCGCACCCGGAACCCGCACUGGGUCGCCGAACACAUCACCCCCGAAUCCCUCUCCUCGCGCGACGGCGACCGCGGCAACAGCAAAUUCCUCGAAGACGAGUCCAUCCCACCAAAGUUCCGCGCCCUCCUCAAAGACUACUUCCGCUCCGGCUACGACCGCGGCCACCAGGCGCCCGCCGCCGACGCAAAGUUCUCCCAGGCCGCCAUGGACGAGACCUUCUACCUGACCAACAUGUGCCCGCAGGUCGGCCAGGGCUUCAACCGCGACUACUGGGCGCACUUUGAGGACUUCUGCCGCCGCCUCACGGGGCACUACCCCAGCGUGCGCAUCGUCACGGGGCCGCUGUACCUGCCGCGCCAGCACCCGGAUGGCAAGUGGCGCGUGUCGUAUGAGGUCGUGGGCGACCCGCCGAAUGUGGCGGUCCCCACGCACUUCUAUAAGGUGAUUGUGGCGGAGGAUGGGAAGGCGGGCGGGAGUGUGGCGGUGGGCGCGUUUGUGCUCCCGAAUGCGGUGAUUGGGAAUAGCGUCAAGUUGACGGAGUUUGAGGUGCCCGUGGAGGUGGUGGAGCGGGCGAGUGGGCUGACGUUUUUGGAGAAGCUGGAGGAGGGCAGGAGGAGGGCGCUGUGUAAGGAGGUUGAGUGCUCGCUGGUGAUGAGGGAGUUUAAUAAUGCGAGCAAGGGCGAGAGGAAGCCGAGGAAGUAG